Syzygium oleosum is the source of this 5392-nucleotide messenger RNA. Its product is annotated as DNA (cytosine-5)-methyltransferase 1-like. The transcript is spliced from 12 exons. Gene Ontology annotation, cellular component: nucleus. Lineage: Eukaryota; Viridiplantae; Streptophyta; Magnoliopsida; Myrtales; Myrtaceae. Gene Ontology annotation, molecular function: DNA (cytosine-5-)-methyltransferase activity; chromatin binding. The coding region runs from base 364 to 5091 and encodes 1575 amino acids. The record is from RefSeq and is a predicted model, not a curated record.
GGAAUUCCUGCAGAAAAGAAGGUAGGAAGGAAGGAAAGGGAAGGAGGGGGCUCUCGCGUACGGACGGGGGGGCGUGCGUGCGUUUGACCGAUGGCGCCAACUUUUUGGGUUUUGGCCAAUUUCUCAUUCCCGCCAUUUCGCCGCACCCGACCCGAUCCCUCCCCCAUCUCCCGCCUUCGAUUCCAUGGCUUCCCACGCCCCCGCGUGACCAAACGCCGCUGACCCAUCUCUCCUUCUCCCUCCAUCUCUUCUGGGUCUUCAUUGCCUUUCCAGUUCGAGCCCGAUUUCGAUUCUGGGUCGUCGGCGAUUUCUUGGUCCGAUUCGAUUACCCCGACAGCCAAAGAGGGAAGGAAAGAUCCACGGAUGGGAUCCGCGGCUUUAUUAGACUCCGCAGCCGCGACGGGUAACGCUCCCGCCGCCUCCGCUGAUGACGACUCCUCCUCCUCCUCAAAAUCGUCGCCUGGGAUGGCGAAGAAACAAGGCAAGGAAAAGUCUGCUGCUGCUAAUCCUAAGAAGGCAUCGACGAUCAACAGGAAGGACAAGAAACGGAGCUUGCCUCGGGAUGGUGAGGAACCCGCUGGUUCCCGCAAGAUGCCGAAGCGAGCUGCUGCAUGCACGGAUUUCAAGGAAAAGUCCAUGCUUAUCGAUGAGAAAUCAUCUCUGAUCGAGAAAAAGAAAGCAAAGCUAGCUGAUGAAGAGAUUUUGGCGAUUGGCCUUACUGCUGGGAGAGAAGAGGGUCGGCCAAAUCGGAGACUAGCUGAUUUCAUUUUGUACAACGAACAGGGAGUCCCGCAGCCCCUCGAGAUGUUGGAAGUGGAUGAUCUGUUUAUCUCGGGUCUGAUUUUGCCUCUUGAGGAAAGUGCUGAAAAGGAGAAGGACAAAGAGAAGGGUGUCCGGUGUGAAGGGUUUGGACGUAUCGAAUCGUGGUCUAUAUCCGGUUACGAAGAAGGAUCUCCGGUUGUAUGGCUUUCAACUGAUAUUGCUGAUUACGACUGCCUCAAACCGGCAGCUAGCUACAAGAAAUAUUACGAUCACUUUCUGGAAAAAGCCCGUGCUUGCGUGGAGGUCUACAAAAAACUCUCGACAUCUUCUGGAGGAAAUCCUGACUGCAGUCUCGACGAGUUGCUCGCUGGGGUGAUACGUGCAAUGAGUGGAAGUAAGAGCUUUUCCAGUGGAUCAUCGAUCAAAGAUUUUCUUAUUUCUCAGGGCGACUUUAUCUACAACCAACUGAUAGGCUUGGAUGAGACUUCAAAAAGUGAUCGUAUGUUUGUGGAACUGCCUGUUCUAGCAGCUCUUAGUGAUGAGUGUAGUAAGUACGGCAAUUUUACGCAGGCAAAAUCAGCACCUUCCGGUAAAGGGAUAGUCAUUGGUUCAAAAUCUACAGAUGGAGAGGUAGCGGCUCAGUAUGGUUCAUCUGCUGGUGGGGCUGAGGAAGAUGAGGACGUGAAAUUGGCUAAAUUGUUGCAAGAAGAAGAGUACUGGCAAUCAAGGAAACAGAAAAAGAACCAGGGUUCAGCUUCUGCAUCAACCAAAUUUUACAUCAAGAUCAAUGAAGAUGAAAUAGCAAACGAUUACCCUUUACCUGCUUAUUACAAGAAUGAUGAUCAGGAAACGGACGAAUUUAUAGUCUUCGACAGUGAACUUGAUAUGGUUGACAUUGAUGAUCUCCCAAGAAGCAUGCUUCAUAAUUGGUCACUUUAUGACUCUGACUCUAGAUUGAUAUCUUUGGAGCUUCUUCCAAUGAAAUCUUGCGACGAUAUUGACGUUACAAUCUUUGGGUCUGGCGUAAUGACUGCUGAUGAUGGAAGUGGAUUUUGUCUCGACACGGACACCAAUCAAUCUUCCCCAGUUGGUUCUGGAGCCCAGCACGUGGAUGGAAUGCCAAUCUACCUGAGCGCAAUAAAGGAAUGGAUGAUUGAAUUUGGAUCAUCAAUGGUUUUCAUAUCGAUUCGGACAGAUAUGGCUUGGUACAGACUCGGGAAACCAUCAAAGCAGUAUGCUCCAUGGUAUACUCCAGUACUUAAGACAGCAAGGGUCGGAAUAAGCAUUAUUACAUUGCUGAAGGAGCAAAGCCGAGUAUCUAAACUUUCAUUUGCAGAUGUCAUCAAGAAAGUCUCAGAGUUUGAGACAUCUCAUCUGGCUUAUAUUUCUUCUAAUCCAGCAGCUGUUGAAAGGUAUGUGGUGGUGCACGGUCAAAUAAUACUGCAACUGUUUGCAGUAUAUCCUGAUGAAAAGAUCAAGAAGUGUUCUUUUGUGAUUGGUCUUUCAAAGAAAAUGGAGGAGAGACACCACACCAAGUGGCUUGUGAAGAAGAAGAAGAUUAUGCUGAAGAACCUGCCAAACUUAAAUCCAAGGGCAGCUAUGGGAUUUGUUUUACCGAAGAGAAAGGCCAUGAAGGCGACAACAACCAGGCUCAUCAAUAGAAUAUGGGGUGAGUACUACUCCAACUACUCACCAGAGGAAAUAAAAGAGGGAACGGGCACAGAUGCAAAAGAAGAGGAUGACAUAGAGGAGCAAGAGGAGAAUGAAGAGGAUGACAAUGAAGAUAUAUCAGUAAAUCCAGAGGAAAGUCAGAAAACUGGUUCAGCACCUAGGCGAAGUAAGCCUGCCUCUACACAUAAAGAAGUUAGAUGGCACGGGGAGUCCGUGGGUCAAACAUCUUCAGGUGAAGCUCUGUAUAGACAAGCUGUUGUCCAUGGUGAAACAAUUGCUGUAGGAGAUGCAGUAGCCUUGGAAGUUGAGGAGUCAGAUGAACUUCCUAUGCUGUAUUAUGUGGAAUACAUGUUUGAAACAUCAAAAGGAAGCAAAAUGUGCCAUGGACGAAUGAUGAAGCGAGGAACUCAAACCGUCCUCGGAAAUGCUGCUAAUGAGAGAGAGGUAUUUCUGGUGUAUGAGUGCUCAAACAUUGCACUAGUCGAUAUAAAACAAACUGUCGUGGUAGAUAUUCGUUCAAGACCUUGGGGAUAUCAAUAUAGGAAAAGUGAUGCCAACGCUGAUAUGAUCGAGCGGACAAAGGCAGAAGAGAGAAAGAAGAAAGGAUUGCCACUUGAGUUUUACUGUAAAAGCUUGUAUUGGCCUGAGAGAGGUGCAUUCUUCAGUCUUCCUCGGGAUACAGUGGGUCUUGGGUCAGGAGUUUGCCACUCAUGCAAAGUGAGGGAAGUUGAAAACGAGAAGGGAACCUUCAAAUUGAAUUCAUUGAAGACUGGUUUUAUCUACAAUGGAGUUGACUAUCUUGUUCAUGAUUAUGUCUACAUAAGCCCCCAUUUUUUCACUGAGGAAAGAGUAGAGACCGGAACUUUCAAGAGUGGGAGAAAUGUGGGCCUGAAGGCUUAUGUAGUAUGCCAACUUCUGGAAAUUAUCUGUCCCAAAGAGUCCAAGAAAACUGAGGCAAACUCAACUCAAAUGAAAGUCCGAAGAUUUUACAGACCGGAGGAAAUCUCAACUGAGAAGGCAUAUUGUUCUGAUAUCCAGGAGGUCUACUACAGCGAGGAAACGCAGAUAUUGAAUAUUGAGAGCAUUGAAGGCAAGUGUGAAGUAAGGAAGAGGAGUGACAUUCCGUCUUGUGAUUCUCCAGCAAUGUUUCAGCACGUUUUCUACUGUGAACAUCUAUAUGAUCCUUCAAAAGGAUCACUCAAGCAGUUGCCAACUCACAUUAAACUUAAGUACUCGGUCGGAGUGGAUACUGAUGCUGCAUCUAGAAAGAGAAAAGGGAAGUGCAAGGAAGGAGAGACUGAUUUAGAAAUGGAGAAACAGAAGGAAGCAUCUCAAGGGAACAAUUUGGCCACAUUAGACAUUUUUGCUGGUUGUGGAGGCUUAUCAGAGGGACUGCAACGAUCCGGAGUUUCGAACACAAAAUGGGCAAUAGAGUAUGAAGAGCCUGCUGCAGAUGCAUUCAAGCUCAAUCAUCCAGAGUCGUUGAUGUUUGUCAACAACUGUAAUGUAAUCCUGAGGGCCAUAAUGCAAAAGUGUGGGGACAUUGAUGACUGCAUCUCAACCCCUGAAGCAGCAGAGCUCGCAACAUCCUUAGAUGAGAAGGAGAUAAGUAACUUACCUUUGCCAGGGCACGUAGAUUUUAUCAACGGAGGACCUCCCUGCCAGGGUUUUUCCGGAAUGAAUAGAUUCAACCAAAGCACGUGGAGUAAAGUUCAAUGCGAGAUGAUAUUAGCAUUCUUAUCAUUUGCUGAUUACUUUAGGCCCAAAUACUUCCUCUUGGAGAAUGUGAGGAAUUUUGUGUCCUUCAAUAAAGGGCAAACAUUUCGCUUGACUCUGGCAUCCCUCCUUGAGAUGGGGUAUCAGGUGAGGUUUGGCAUUCUGGAGGCUGGAGCAUAUGGAGUUUCUCAGUCACGGAAGCGGGCAUUCAUAUGGGCAGCCUCUCCAGAAGACACCCUUCCAGAGUGGCCAGAGCCCAUGCACGUCUUUGCUGCUCCUGAGCUGAAAAUCACAUUGUCAGAGGAUUUGCAGUAUGCUGCUGUUCGAAGCACUGCAAGUGGAGCUCCUUUCCGUGCAAUAACUGUCAGGGAUACAAUUGGAGAUCUCCCAGCUGUGAUAAAUGGAGCAUCUCAGACAAACCUAGAGUAUCAAAAUGAUCCUGUCUCAUGGUUCCAAAAGAAAAUAAGAGGAAACAUGGCAGUUUUGAUUGAUCAUAUAUCUAAAGAAAUGAACGAGCUGAAUUUAAUCAGAUGUCAGAAAAUUCCAAAGCGGCCAGGUGCUGAUUGGCGUGACCUUCCCGAAGAAAAGGUUAAAUUGUCAAAUGGACAAGUUGUUGAUUUGAUACCAUGGUGCCUUCCAAACACAGCUAAUCGGCACAACCAGUGGAAGGGGCUGUUUGGAAGAUUGGACUGGGAGGGUAACUUCCCAACUUCCAUCACAGAUCCUCAGCCAAUGGGAAAAGUUGGGAUGUGUUUUCACCCUGAUCAGGACAGGAUUCUUACAGUUCGUGAAUGUGCCCGAUCUCAGGGCUUCCGUGACUCCUAUCUGUUUGCUGGAAACAUUCAGCACAGGCACAGGCAGAUUGGUAAUGCUGUUCCCCCACCGCUGGCAUAUGCACUUGGAAGAAAACUCAAGGAAGCAAUGGGCAGCAGGAGGGUCUAAUUAGAGGAGAGAUCAGGUGGGCAUUAGAAUGAGCGAAUUCAAAUGCCCAUAUUUCUCUUUAUUUUGACAGAACAGAUACAGAGCAACCGAAGAAGCUUGCCAUAUAUCACUUUGCCGGAUGGGCGAAAGCGAGUAUUCAUGCCUUUUGAUCCUUAUUGUCUUGAACAUCAUGUGCAGAGAUUGCCUUCCUGAAUUGAUAGAAGUUGCAUCAAAUAGAAAAUCAAAAAAACAAGACCGGCUCGAGUUGCUGUACAGAGAACUUGCUUCCUAUUAUAUACAAAUUAGGAACGUGCGCGAAGGA